AACUACGCUAGUAGGUAUAGGACACACCCGACGGUCGUAGUUGUGCCUGUGUUACACAAUCGGCCUAAUAUGCGCACGGUUCCCGUAAAUGAAGCCUCCCCCGGAACCCGUCCCAAGGGUUGCAAACCAAACAGAGCUCAACUGGGCGCCCGGCGGGAGCGUAGGCGUUCGCUUGCGUGGCCGCCUUUUUUCGCAAUUAAUGGCGGUGCUGCGACCAAAGAUCGUCGGAACCAGCAUCACGUGUUCUCUACUCCGUACACGCGUACGCUGGUCGGUCGCGUCCGCCGUGCAACUGUGUUUGUGCCCAAGACACGAACAAGGGGAGAGGGACCCCUGUCAAGGAGACGACGCUCCCCCUCUCCUCUACCUCCCUGCGCUGAUGGCUGCCCACGGGUCGCUGCAUCCAGUGCUGCAGCAAGUACGAGUGGUCAGUGUGCCCUCGGCGACCAGGGGCGUUCCGUACGGCGGUGCCGGCGUGGGGCGCACGCCGGGACGCUCAAGCCCCCAUGUUCUGGCUCGCCGCGGCAGCAGGACUCUUCUGCAAUGCAGCACCUACGGAUGCUCCACCACCCCGGGGACCUUCCCUGAUGCCUGGCCCUUUAGCAUACACCGAUGUCUUUGUCGAUGAUGCCAUUCAGUUGGCCCAAGGCACCCCACCACAACUUUCCUUUGUCCGGCAUUGCCUCUUGCAGUCCUUGGAUAAAGUGUUUCGUCCUCUUGACGACUCUGACCCUAUCACCCGUCAAGAACCUGCCUCCGUCAAGAAGAUGCUCAAAGGUGAUGCUUGCUGGGCUACCCUAAAGACUGUUCUUGGUUGGCAAGUUGAUUCUCUUCGUGGAACAAUUGAGCUCCCCCAACAUCGCCUGGAGCGUCUGCACCAGCUUUUUGACAGUUGCCGUGGCCGUACACGCCUCUCUUUAAAGAAAUGGUACCAGCUUCUGGGUGAGCUUCGGAGUAUGACCCUGGCUAUCCCCGGUGGCACUGGCAUGUUCACACAACUCCAACUUGCUCUCCGACAUAGUGACAGCACUCGGGUCAAGCUCACUGCAGCUGUUCAUGAUCAGCUAGCCGAUUUUGAGCGUUUGGCUUGUGACUUAGGCAAUCGGCCCACACGCAUUGCCGAAAUAGUCCCCUCCGCUCCCACCUACGUUGGUGCAUGCGACGCUGCCCGCACCGGCAUGGGGGGCGUCUGGUUUGGCCCUGGACUCCAACCUAUUCUAUGGCGCCACCCAUUCCCUUCCCACAUCCAAGCCCAGUUGGUAUCAUCGGACAAUCUUGCUGGCACCAUCACAAACUCCGACCUUGAGCUUGCCGGUAUACUUUGCCACAAUGAUGUCUUGGUCCAUGCUACGGACUGUAGUGAGCUCACCAUUGCCACACUCUGCGACAACACGCCUGCUGUUGCCUGGACCCAUCGUGCCUCAAUUUCCACCUGUCCCUUGGCGUCUAUCCCCGCUUCGGCCUGCCAUGACUUUUGCCGUGACCUCCGCCUUGCAGAAACAGCGGCCUCCUCCGGAGUCGUUCCUAGUAGGGCGUCCUCUACCCGUUCCGAUUGGGCUGUCUGGACUGCUUUCUGUACCUCCAUUGGUCAAUCCUCGCUGCUCACGGGAGUCACUGACAAGCCCCGGGUCCUCCAAGUCUUCGCACACCGUAUCCGCACCGGGCAGCUGGCCCGUAGCGGCCUCCCAGUCCGCUCUCGAACGGUGGAGGACUACCUCCGUUCCGUUGGCCAGGGCUUCGCCAGCGUGGGGGCCCCGGACCCGCGUAAGCAACCACGGACGCAACUGACCGAUUUCAGAAUUUACCGCCAGCUCCGGAGCUACACCCGCACGGACCCUUCACCUUCACGUGUCAAACCACUCCCUGUCCAACUCCUUCACCACGUUCGUCAGCAAGCAGUGGUCUCUGGCAACGCAACGGACCUUGCCGUCUCCGACCUGGCCUACCUUGCCUUUUUCUGGCUUCUUCGCCCUGGUGAAUACUGCACUUCCUCUGACACCCAACCUUUUCGCCUCUGUGACGUCCAACUCUUUAUUGGCGACACCCGGAUGCCACCUACCACUGCCCCCCUUGAGGACAUCCAGCGCGCCACUUUCGCCACCCUUACCUUCACCACACAGAAAAACGGUGUGCGCGGCGAAGUAAUUGGCCAUGCCCGGUCUGGUCACCCCGACGCAUGUCCUGUACUUGCCACAGUCCGCCGCAUCCUUUAUCUCCGAAACAACGGGGCCCUGCCCACCGCGGCUCUAUGCUCUGUUCGACGGCAGGGACGGUGGACCACUAUCACCUCCCACCUUAUUACCGAAACUAUCCGUCUCUCUGCAACCCUUAUUGGUCCUACCUUGGGGUUUCUCCCGGCCGACGUCUCCGCACGCUCUGCCCGCGCAGGCGGCGCCAUGGCAUUACUCUGCGGCCGCGUCGAUACCAGUAUAAUCCAGCUGGUUGGUCGCUGGCGCUCCGAUGUCAUGCUUCGAUACUUGCAUCUCCAAGCCUUCCCUCUCAUGAAACACUUUGCCCGCACCAUGCUUACUGCAGGCUCGUUCCAACUGGUUCCCGGUCAGAAUGUUCCUCCUUCUGUAGCACCCUUGCUUGCCGAAGUUCCCAACACUCUCCCUUAAUCAAAAAAAAAAA
Phaeodactylum tricornutum CCAP 1055/1 is the source of this 2631-nucleotide messenger RNA. RefSeq lists its product with no specific name. The record is from RefSeq and is a predicted model, not a curated record. Gene Ontology annotation, biological process: DNA recombination; DNA integration. Bases 507 to 2618 code for a protein of 703 amino acids. The transcript has 3 exons. NCBI's taxonomy places the organism in Eukaryota, Bacillariophyta, Bacillariophyceae, Surirellales, Neidiaceae. Gene Ontology annotation, molecular function: DNA binding.